AUGGUUGGACUGAAGCCUUCAGAGGUGCCUCCCACAACGGCUGUGAAGUUCCUGGGGGCGGGCACAGCGGCCUGCUUUGCUGACCUCCUCACCUUUCCACUGGACACGGCAAAGGUCCGCCUGCAGAUCCAGGGGGAAAACCAGGCGGCCCGGAGCGCGCAGUACCGCGGGGUGCUGGGCACCAUCCUGACCAUGGUGCGCACCGAGGGCCCCCGCAGCCCCUACAAAGGGCUGGUCGCCGGCCUGCAACGCCAGAUGAGCUUCGCCUCCGUCCGCAUCGGCCUCUAUGACUCCGUCAAGCAGUUCUACACCCCCAAGGGAUCGGACCACUGCAGCAUCACUACCCGGAUUUUGGCGGGCUGCACCACCGGGGCCAUGGCAGUGACCUGUGCCCAGCCCACAGAUGUGGUGAAGAUCCGAUUUCAGGCCAGCGUGCACACUGGGCCCGGGAGCAAUAGGAAGUACAGCGGGACAAUGGAUGCCUACAGGACCAUCGCCAGGGAGGAAGGGGUUCGGGGCCUGUGGAAAGGAACUCUGCCCAACAUCACGAGGAAUGCCAUCAUCAACUGUGCUGAGAUGGUGACCUACGACAUCAUCAAGGAGAAGCUGCUAAACUACCACCUGCUCACCGACGACUUCCCCUGCCACUUCGUCUCUGCCUUUGGAGCUGGCUUCUGUGCCACAGUGGUGGCCUCCCCAGUGGACGUGGUGAAGACCCGAUAUAUGAACUCACCCCCAGGCCAGUACCGCAGCCCCUUCGACUGUAUGCUGAAGAUGGUGACCCAGGAGGGCCCCACAGCCUUCUAUAAGGGAUUUACACCCUCAUUUUUGCGUUUGGGAGCCUGGAAUGUGGUGAUGUUCGUCACCUACGAGCAACUGAAACGGGCCUUGAUGAAAGUCCAGGUGCUACGGGAAUCUCCAUUUUGA
Molecule: messenger RNA, 927 nt
Organism: Globicephala melas (long-finned pilot whale)
Lineage: Eukaryota; Metazoa; Chordata; Mammalia; Artiodactyla; Delphinidae
Gene: UCP3
Product: uncoupling protein 3
Biological process (GO): response to cold; adaptive thermogenesis; mitochondrial transmembrane transport
Molecular function (GO): oxidative phosphorylation uncoupler activity
Source: RefSeq, a predicted model, not a curated record